AUAAAUGGUCCCACCGCACUUCGGACUGAGAUGGGCACCAAAGAAACGCGUGUGGGGUAAGGGAUCGCCGGCCCGAGCCAACGUCCCUCAUUCAUGCAUGAGCUUCUUUCUUUAUCAAGGCCAGCGAAUGGCCCAGCACCAAGCGAUGUCUGUGACUCCCUCCAUGCUGGAUUUGCUGGCCAAUCUGACUGAGGAUCAGUCCACCGGGCAGAUUCCUUGCGUGGGUCUCUAUACUUGUUCUACCUCUGUGGCAUCCUUGGGCCAAAGACCUUUGUCCGUUGCGAAAGGACUGCUGGCUUUGGAAGGAAGAGAAGCCGAGAUGGAGGAAGAGGAUGAAGAAGAGGGACGGGUGAUGAGGCGAGCUGCUUUCCUAAACAGGCCGAAAAGAAAACGGAUCAUCACCUCCACGCAGCGCCAGGCAGCCAACGUCCGGGAGAGGAAGAGGAUGUUCAAUCUCAACGAAGCAUUUGAGCAGCUGAGGAGGAAGGUCCCUACAUUUGCCUACGAGAAGCGCCUCUCCAGGAUCGAGACCUUGCGCCUGGCGAUCGUCUACAUCUCCUUUAUGACGGAGCUUCUGGAAGGCCACCAAGCUAGCUAG
Messenger RNA from Crotalus tigris (Tiger rattlesnake), 598 nucleotides. RefSeq names its product Fer3 like bHLH transcription factor (gene FERD3L). The record is from RefSeq and is a predicted model, not a curated record. Lineage: Eukaryota; Metazoa; Chordata; Lepidosauria; Squamata; Viperidae. Gene Ontology annotation, molecular function: protein dimerization activity; DNA-binding transcription factor activity, RNA polymerase II-specific; RNA polymerase II transcription regulatory region sequence-specific DNA binding. Gene Ontology annotation, biological process: regulation of transcription by RNA polymerase II; developmental process. The coding region runs from base 5 to 598 and encodes 197 amino acids. The transcript has a single exon.